This is a messenger RNA of Acipenser ruthenus (sterlet), 7874 nucleotides long. RefSeq names its product ras-related protein Rab-3D-like. The coding region runs from base 858 to 1514 and encodes 218 amino acids. NCBI's taxonomy places the organism in Eukaryota, Metazoa, Chordata, Actinopteri, Acipenseriformes, Acipenseridae. Gene Ontology annotation, molecular function: GTPase activity; GTP binding. Gene Ontology annotation, cellular component: endosome; synaptic vesicle; plasma membrane. The record is from RefSeq and is a predicted model, not a curated record. Gene Ontology annotation, biological process: protein localization to plasma membrane; regulation of exocytosis; protein secretion. The transcript has 5 exons.
UCAUGAUGCAAGCGGCAUUAACUCCUCUCGUGAAGCCUUCAAACAAACAACCCGACUAACCCUGCAUUGAAGAGCUUAGCAAGGGUUACACGAAGCAGUUUAAGAAGUGUAUCUGGCGAGUGGAGGCGGUGCAUUCUGUUAUAUAAGGCUGUGCUUUGUAAAUGACCUCCAUAUAUAAAUGAAUACUUCAUAGUCGCUUUUUGUAACUACAGCAUUAUUAGAUCAUUUGCCUGUUUUGCUUCUUGGUCUUUGAAUGAUUUACAAUCUAAACUUAAGCUGCAGUAACAAAUAACUUCAGUGCAAUUUAAGAGUAGGCUGUCUGCUUGUGCAUGUUUUAAGUAGUUGAGUAGAAUUUGUGUUUUAUUGUGUUGCUGCUGCGUUUCUUGGCUAGGUCGCACUUGUAUAAAAUAUCUUAAUCUCAGUGUGCUUAACUAGUUUAAAUAUUGCCUAGCAUUAUUAAUUAAAAGCCCCGUAGCAGGUGCUUGCAUCAUAUCUCGACCCACGCCGUGCUUCAUAAUUCACAGUCGCAGCCUCCAAAUCCAGUUGAAUGAGUCAGAGCAUUGAUUGUUAAGGUCUGAUUACAGCAGGAAAAAAAUUAGAAAAUACGGCGACACACCUCUUGAGUCUCGGAGCCAGCUGCAGCGCCGGGCUCGCUCGCUUCCUUGAUCUGCAUUCAUGAGACUCGCUUAGAUCCGGGUGAAGGGAGACAGAAAAGGAGCGAGGAGAGGGGGAGUGAAACAGAAACAAAAGAAGAAAAAGAACAAGAGGAAGGAGGAGGAGAAGAAAUACGCUCGGGGAAUUAUAGACUACACAUAAGAGCGAACGCUAGCGAAGGGGGAAAGACUUGCAUCGUAAAGAUGGCCUCCGCUAAUGACUCCCGGCAGUCUCAGAAGGACGCGGCGGAUCAGAACUUCGACUACAUGUUCAAGCUGCUGAUCAUCGGGAACAGCAGCGUGGGCAAGACCAGCUUCCUGUUCCGCUACGCUGACGACUCCUUCACCUCCGCCUUCGUCAGCACGGUGGGCAUCGACUUCAAGGUGAAGACCGUGUACCGCAACGACAAGAGGGUCAAGCUGCAGAUCUGGGACACCGCUGGUCAGGAGAGGUAUCGCACCAUCACGACCGCCUACUACAGAGGAGCCAUGGGAUUCCUGCUGACGUAUGACAUCACCAACCAGGAGUCCUUCAACGCAGUGCAAGACUGGGCGACGCAGAUCAAGACCUAUUCCUGGGACAAUGCGCAGGUCAUUUUAGUCGGUAACAAGUGUGACCUGGAAGAUGACCGGGUCAUCCCAGCAGAGGAAGGCAGGAGGCUGUCUGACGAGCUAGGUUUUGAGUUUUUCGAAGCCAGUGCGAAGGACAACAUCAACGUGAAGCAGGUGUUUGAGAGGCUGGUGGACAUUAUCUGCGAGAAGAUGAACGAGAGUCUGGAUUCGGACCCCACUGUCAUGAGCAAUAAGACCCCCACGCUGAACGAGAGCCCGCCUCCCAGCCAGGGGGGCUGUGCCUGCUAGAGACCCCCUUCAAACAACAAUCUCAUCACUGCACCUGCCAGAGACCCCUCCAAACAACAAUCUCAUCACUGCACCUGCCAGAGACCCCUCCAAACAACAAUCUCAUCACUGCACCUGCUAGAGACCCCUCCAAACAACAAUCUCAUCACUGCACCUGCUAGAGACCCCUCUAAACAACAAUCUCAUCACUGCACCUGCUAGAGACCCCUCUAAACAACAAUCUCAUCAUUGCACCUGCUAGAGACCCCUCCAAACAACAAUCUCAUCACUGCACCUGCCAGAGACCCCUCCAAACAACAAUCUCAUCACUGCACCUGCUAGAGACCCCUCUAAACAACAAUCUCAUCACUGCACCUGCUAGAGACCCCUCCAAGCAACAAUCUCAUCACUGCACCUGCUAGAGACCCCUCCAAACAACAAUCUCAUCACUGCACCUGCUAGAGACCCCUCCAAACAACAAUCUCAUCACUGCACCUGCUCGAGACCCCUCCAAACAACAAUCUCAUCACUGCACCUGCUAGAGACCCCUCUAAACAACAAUCUCAUCACUGCACCUGCUAGAGACCCCUCUAAACAACAAUCUCAUCACUGCACCUGCUAGACUGAGACCCCUCUAAACAACAAUCUCAUCACUGCACCUGCUAGACUGAGACCCCUCCAAACAACAAUCUCAUCACUGCACCUGCUAGAGACCCCUCCAAACAACAAUCUCAUCACUGCACCUGCUAGAAUGAGACCCCUCCAAACAACAAUCUCAUCACUGCACCUGCUAGAGACCCCUCCAAACAACAAUCUCAUCACUGCACCUGCUAGACUGAGACCCCUCUAAACAACAAUCUCAUCACUGCACCUGCUAGACUGAGACCCCUCCAAACAACAAUCUCAUCACUGCACCUGCUAGACUGAGACCCCUCCAAACAACAAUCUCAUCACUGCACCUGCUAGAGACCCCUCCAAACAACAAUCUCAUCACUGCACCUGCUAGAGACCCCUCCAAACAACAAUCUCAUCACUGCACCUGCUAGAGACCCCUCCAAGCAACAAUCUCAUCACUGCACCUGCUCGAGACCCCUCUAAACAACAAUCUCAUCACUGCACCUGCUAGACUGAGACCCCUCCAAACAACAAUCUCAUCACUGCACCUGCUAGAGACCCCUCCAAACAACAAUCUCAUCACUGCACCUGCUAGAGACCCCUCCAAACAACAAUCUCAUCACUGCACCUGCUCGAGACCCCUCCAAACAACAAUCUCAUCACUGCACCUGCUAGAGACCCCUCCAAGCAACAAUCUCAUCACUGCACCUGCUCGAGACCCCUCUAAACAACAAUCUCAUCACUGCACCUGCUAGAGACCCCUCCAAACAACAAUCUCAUCACUGCACCUGCUAGAGACCCCUCUAAACAACAAUCUCAUCACUGCACCUGCUAGAGACCCCUCCAAACAACAAUCUCAUCACUGCACCUGCUCGAGACCCCUCCAAACAACAAUCUCAUCACUGCACCUGCUAGAGACCCCUCUAAACUACUCUCUGCACUUGCAAAACCACCUGACUCUCCCACCCCCCAGGCCAUCGCUCAGCCCCCUUGCAGAGGAGGUUGUGAAACUGAUGCCAUUGCAGCUCUACCACAGAGCCAGCCUCCUGUAAGAAACAGUAGAGCAGCUUGAGCCGUUGCAGUUUCAUUUUCUGUUUGACGCAAUUCCAGAUACUGGGUUAAAAUCUAGUCAAGUGUUUUGUGGGGUUCUAAAGAUUCCUGCUCAAGGUUGGAACCCUAGUAUUGUAAGUCAGGUGCCCAUUGUAAACGCGAGAUCAGCCGUCCGUAUCAUCGCACGCAGUAUUGCUGACGAUUUUCAGAACGUGCUGUGCCAAUGUUUGUAGCAAUGCGAUGAACACAUGUAAGUGCCAUGCUGGUUAGAGCGGGCUUCUAUUGGAGCAGGUUACAGACCUGCUCUACCUUGAAGAUCCUAGUCGUUAACACUGUGGUAUCAAAAACUGCCAAAGCUUGGGUUUUUAUGUCUUCAGCCAAGAAUAUAAUUCAGAUUUCAGCCCCCGCGUCUUGUUAAGAAGACUGAUAGUCAUUGCAGAUCCUCAGUUUGUUAGUCAUUCUCUCUAACAUGUUGUAAGCUGUUGGGUGUUGCACAACACAUAAACUCUUUCUGCCCUCGUACCAUCUGACAGCGAUUUUAAUGUACAGCUCUGGCCAAAGGUUUUGCAUCACCUACAAUUUUAGGAUUGAGAGAUUAAUUAUAUAUAUUAAAAAAAACUAUAUGAACGUAAUUUAGAUCUUUUAUUUAACAUCAUGUAAGAAACUACAAAAUUAUAUCACAACAGUCUAGCGGAAGCCAUAAUAGUAGCACAGUAUUUCAUGUUAGGUUUUGAGAUGUCACAGUUUUCGGUCUGUAAUUCAAUAUGUUAACGUGACAUUAUUCAGCAGCUUUCAUAUUUGGAGGGGGAUCUAAAUAUCUGCACAGGCUGCUGGCAGACUUUUUUCAGUUUGUCAUUUAGAUUACAGUAGAUGGGAGUCCCCCGUGUGGACCUGGAAGAAAAGUUCAGUAUUUUCACACUGCUGCUGAUCCGUCGCAGUGCUACGGUCAGUACCAGGCAGGCAGGCGCUGUGCUAUCGGGAUCACUGUGCUGUGCAGCGCCAUUGUGUUUGCAUUGCUGGUAGUGCUGUGGUCUGUGCAUGGUUCUGCUAGCUGGGGUGUCUUCAGGAGGUUAUAAUGACACACAUUUCUGUACCAUUUCAGCAGGAGAAAUUUGUGUGUCCCCUCCCCUGGGCUCGCUUCUAGCUUGGCUGUGACCAGGGCGAGGCUAUGUGUUGCAGUGUUGUGUCUAUUCAGGCUAUUGCAGGAGCUCUUUUAGAGCAAUAUCGCCACCUGCUGGGCAGCCUUUUUAAUUGCAUGAUUUAAGAUGCCCUUACCUACAGAUUAAGCUUUACAAUACUGCUCAGAGAUUGAAGUGGGACUAGACACAGGAGAAACGUCUUCACACAGAGAGUGGUGAGGGGAUGGGAUGGGUUACCUAGUCAUGUUGCUGAAGGAGACUCUUCUUCACACAGAGAGUGGGGAGGGGAUGGAAUGGGUUACCUAGUCAUGUUGCUGAAGGAGACUCUUCUUCACACAGAGAGUGGGGAGGGGAUGGAAUGGGUUACCUAGUCAUGUUGCUGAAGGACACUCUUCUUCACACAGAGAGUGGUGAGGGGAUGGGAUGGGUUACCUAGUCAUGUUGCUGAAGGAGACUCUUCUUCACACAGAGAGUGGGGAGGGGAUGGAAUGGGUUACCUAGUCAUGUUGCUGAAGGAGACUCUUCUUCACACAGAGAGUGGGGAGGGGAUGGAAUGGGUUACCUAGUCAUGUUGCUGAAGGAGACUCUUCUUCACACAGAGAGUGGGGAGGGGAUGGAAUGGGUUACCUAGUCAUGUUGCUGAAGGACACUCUUCUUCACACAGAGAGUGGUGAGGGGAUGGGAUGGGUUACCUAGUCAUGUUGCUGAAGGAGACUCUUCUUCACACAGAGAGUGGGGAGGGGAUGGAAUGGGUUACCUAGUCAUGUUGCUGAAGGAGACUCUUCUUCACACAGAGAGUGGGGAGGGGAUGGAAUGGGUUACCUAGUCAUGUUGCUGAAGGAGACUCUUCUUCACACAGAGAGUGGGGAGGGGAUGGAAUGGGUUACCUAGUCAUGUUGCUGAAGGAGACUCUUCUUCACACAGAGAGCAGUGAGGGGAUGGGAUGGGUUACCUAGUCAUGUUGCUGAAGGAGACUCUUCUUCACACAGAGAGUGGUGAGGGGAUGGAAUGGGUUACCUAGUCAUGUUGCUGAAGGAGACUCUUCUUCACACAGAGAGUGGGGAGGGGAUGGAAUGGGUUACCUAGUCAUGUUGCUGAAGGAGACUCUUCUUCACACAGAGAGUGGGGAGGGGAUGGAAUGGGUUACCUAGUCAUGUUGCUGAAGGAGACUCUUCUUCACACAGAGAGUGGUGAGGGGAUGGAAUGGGUUACCUAGUCAUGUUGCUGAAGGAGACUCUUCUUCACACAGAGAGUGGGGAGGGGAUGGAAUGGGUUACCUAGUCAUGUUGCUGAAGGACACUCUUCUUCACACAGAGAGUGGUGAGGGGAUGGGAUGGGUUACCUAGUCAUGUUGCUGAAGGAGACUCUUCUUCACACAGAGAGUGGGGAGGGGAUGGAAUGGGUUACCUAGUCAUGUUGCUGAAGGAGACUCUUCUUCACACAGAGAGUGGGGAGGGGAUGGAAUGGGUGACCUAGUCAUGUUGCUGAAGGAGACUCUUCUUCACACAGAGAGUGGGGAGGGGAUGGAAUGGGUUACCUAGUCAUGUUGCUGAAGGAGACUCUUCUUCACACAGAGAGCAGUGAGGGGAUGGGAUGGGUUACCUAGUCAUGUUGCUGAAGGAGACUCUUCUUCACACAGAGAGUGGUGAGGGGAUGGAAUGGGUUACCUAGUCAUGUUGCUGAAGGAGACUCUUCUUCACACAGAGAGUGGGGAGGGGAUGGAAUGGGUGACCUAGUCAUGUUGUUGAUGCUGAAUCACUGGGAUUCUUAAAGGCAGGACCACAUUUUGAAAUCAACCAGCUACUGGGGACCGGACUGGCAUUAAUGUGGGCGAACGGUAAUGAAGAACUCAGAUGGUGAAUAUUAGCAUCGCUGCCUUUGAGCCACCCUUUGCCUUCGUUAAAUCUUAUUCCUUCACAGUGUAAAACGUUUCCAUUGCUUUGCUGCUUUAGUUACGAACACUGACUCUCUGGUUUUAGCUGUUAAGCAAAGACGCCUGUCUGCUCGUUUCUGUUUGAAAGCUGAAUGAUGCAGAUUGUAUGUUCUCGAACACACCGGGUCGCUCGCUGUGUGUGGUUUCUGAGGAGGCAGGGUUUCUAGCUGUGACCCUGAGACUUGCCUUAAAUUGUUUUUCUGUUUUAUUGUGCUUGUUCUUAAAGUUUUUGUUUUCUUUGCACCUGUAUUGUUUGUGAGUCAUUCAUUCAUUCUCAAAAGGACUGCUGACCAAGACUUUCAAAUCCGUUUUCUCACCUAUUUCCUCAGCAACAUUAUUACCCCUUUGUGUGCUGUUCUCGUUGUUUGCACACACACACACACAUAUAUAUAUAUAAUAUACAUUUUUUAUGAAAUGCAACUCAAUCAUUUCUUCCUGGUUCCUCAUCACUUCCCGUGCUGAAGGGACGUCUUGCUCCAGUAGUCUUGCUGCAAUCCGAACAUGGGAAGUGAUCACCUACCAGGAAGCAGUGUCUUCAGUUUUUGGUUGAUGCACAUCCAAGUGCUAAUAAGAGGAAAGAAGAAGGAAACGAAAGCCUUGGUUAGUUUAGUGCUUUUUAUGAGCAAGUAGCUUCAGACGACGAUGUUCCAGUUUGAAGUUUCCCUUGCCUUUUUGUGAUAUUUGCCGUUGCUCGGAUAUAGAGUUUAAUGGGUCUUGUCUGUGUAAAGUGGGCUGGUGCUUUUCCCAGUUUUGAAAGCUGCCAGCAGUGCUGCAGUCAGUCGCACGUCCGCUCCGGGCAGUGGAUUGUUGUGUCUGCCAGGGGAGCCCCUGUUUCACUCCCUUUGCUUUACGCAUGUGCAGUUUUCACUGCGGCUUUAUUCAUGUAAAACCUGAGUGCUUCCCUUUUUAAAUCAUGUUCUUGCAACGCUGUGUUUUAAACAUUGCCAUUCGCUGUUCAGUCCGCAUUGUAGUCCUUGGAUCAGAUAGAGUGAUAACUGAUCUCCUUGUUGUAAUGGAUCGCCCCCUAGUGGCUGAGGAGUUAACAACACUGACAUCCAGCAGCAGACCCCAGCUUGCCUCUCUCCACUACACAGCUCGCUGUUGAGCUUAGUAUUAAGAUGUCUGUUUAAUUCAAUGGGCUGAGAUGCCAAAUCCUUACUAAGUGUAAGAGAUACCGGGUAAGUUUCAGGGGCUUUUCGAAACGGUUAACUUACCCAGAGCUACUCCGAAUAACUGCAAAUAUCAGACCAAGGCAAGAGAAAGGGACUUCUAGAAUCUGGUGCAACCAAAGACUGACCCGAAACCGAUUGUUCAGGUCAAGUGUUCUAAGUGAGCACUCUGUGCGAGGUCACUUCCUGUGCUGUAGGGCACGGGACCUGAUGGCAGCUAUACCAUCGGAGUGAGAUUGACCCGAAGCACAGGAAGUGGUUCUAGGAAGCGGGUCAUAAUGAACGGUUUGGCGCUCUGCUCGGUUCUUGGAGUUUCACUGUGUUCAAAUAAAAUGCCAAAACACUAUUCUGUCUUGUGAUGUAUGUUUUUAUUUAGGUCUUGAAUGUGUUUAAUUUUAUCAGACAGAAAAAAAUUAUAUAUAUUAAAAAAAAAGGUUAAAAAAAAUAAAGAUUGCAUUCAUGAAGCAAAAAAAAA